This is a messenger RNA of Diaporthe batatas, 2323 nucleotides long. RefSeq lists its product as uncharacterized. Lineage: Eukaryota; Fungi; Ascomycota; Sordariomycetes; Diaporthales; Diaporthaceae. The record is from RefSeq and is a predicted model, not a curated record. Bases 372 to 2111 code for a protein of 579 amino acids. The transcript has 4 exons.
AUGAGGUGCAAAGGCCUUAUCAAGGAGGGUCUGCUACCCCUCCACGGUGUGAACGUGUUCCUUUUCCUCGCUCCUGGCUUGAUGUGGUUGUCGUCUUCCAAGGUUGUCUUGACCCCUCGUCCCUUUCCGGGUCUAGCCAACUCCCCAUUCAUGUCCUUCUCCCCUCAUUUCCUAUUCUUGUUUUCUCUGCGAUUUCUGUUCCUCUGAAGUUCGCUUUUCUUUCUUGCCGUGCUCUGUCUCUCUCUCUCUUUAUCCCUACUCGAUAUUCUUUUUGCCAUCCCCAUCUAGUCGUCAUCCUUUCCGGCUCCCAUCCUCCUAGCUUCAAUCCAAUCUGGCAGUCUAUCGCUGCCAGAGUGUGUCGAACAAUCAUCAUGACGUCUCCUCUCAACUCUUCAUCGAUCCCCCCUAUUACCGCUCUACGACAAGAACUCGAUUACGGUGACCCCACACUGGCGAGGUGUCAAGCAUUCUACGAUAGCACGCGUCUCUUUCGGAAGACUUUCGUGAGCAGUCAAGGAUGGGACGGCAGCUCCAUCCAUGACUGGAAAUCAAGAGAGCAUCAAGUUGCACUGGGCGAGAUGGUUCGAUCCUAUCUCGAGCAGCACAAAAACGGAAGAUUCUUCUGGCCGGACGACAAGUCAUCAAGUCGCGCCAACAAAUUUCAAUAUUCAACAGACAGUGGACGAAUCAAGAGAGUCAUGCGGCAGCUUUUCUGGCGAUUGAAUAUCCAACAAUUCCGCAACAGCAAAUACAGGAGCAGAGGCAGGACGAGCGGCCCCAGGGAGAAGAAGGGCAGGGAGCCCAGUCAAGAACUGGGAAUAGAGACAGACCAUGAUGUCGGCGUCGGCGCUUCCGCCAGUCGUGAUGCUGCCGGAACACCUGCUACUCCAAGAUCAUCAACAUUCAUCAACCUGACCGACUCACCCCUCGCUGUCCAGACUGAUGUCGUCAACCACGACUCGAGUGAGGCUCAAAUACAACCUGCGAUGGGGUUUAGGAUUAUCGAAGAUCCAUAUCGUGUCCCUGACAGCCCAGGCCCGCGUGUCUUGCCUCCGCAGGACCAGCCCACAUUUGCCGUCAUCUCGACGGGCAUUGACGACGAUGGUCACCAAGUCGCCCCCGUCGCCAACAUGGAUCCAUCCACAAUGCCGCCCCGAGGCGACGACAGAUCCUCCGCCCGCAUGUCGAAGAAAAGAGCUGGGAAACAGCCCGCUGGCGUGUGUAAAAGCAGGAUCUCCCCCCGUAAGCGCAAGUUGCGCAGCGUAAGGGAUCAGGCGACAGAAGACGAAGUCCAAGCAGCAAUACAGUCUCCGCAGCGCUCCCCAAGCCCCCCUGUCGUUGCCGGCCCCGCUCCGGCAGAGACGAACCACCGCGUCACCUCUGACAUUGUCCCACCUUGGGAUCGGGAUCGAGCGAGUCGGCUGAGAACCAUGAGUGAGGUGACGGAUCAGGCAUUCUCUGUGAACGGCUUUGUGCGUGAAUUGGGCUCGGCGACUGGGCCUGAGCCAACCGAGCCCGGCAACACUACAAACCAUGCAGAAGACUUGGCACAGCCGACGGCGACUAAGGCAACUCCCCAGCCGUCAAUUGAAGUAAAAUCCCCCACAACACGGGCGUCUCUGAUUCCCUUGGUCUCCUCCUCAGUCCCGCCUGAAAACAUAGGUGUGGUUGGGGAACGGCCCAUUGAGAACAAACUCCUACUCCAGGCGACGCCUCCAGUGGGGCAACCACCCCGGGUUGAGUUCACGUAUUGCGUGGUCUGCCGUUAUCCCGAGCUCCAGAGCAAAUCUUGGAAGCCGGAGGGCAGCUUCCGCAACAAGACACUGUCUAAGCUGGAAGAGGAGCUUCCUAUUCACCUGGACUGGUCUCAAUUCCAGUAUCUGCAUUUCGAUCUAACGGCUCCAAAUACGCACGCUGAACACCUGGUCCGGCACGGAAGUGAGGACCAAUUUGAUUUCAUGAAACGGCAACUGGCUGUUAUCAUCCGGGAUUGCAUUGCUAAUACACCACGCGGCAAGACAAUUACGGUUGGUAUUGUCAUUGAGCCGUUGCCGGAUGAGAAUGCGUUGAAGAAAUCGGCGGACAACGAAGUCAUGGAUUUCGAAUGGUAGAGAAUCAUCAGGGGUUUGCUCCUGCAUUGUGUGCGUGCUUACUUAUGAAAAGGGCUCAGUGCCCAGGUGGCGGAAUAAUGCGGGUUCUUGAGUGAGUUUAGAGGCUGAGGCCAUGUGCCCACAGACGUACUGUAAUAUUCUCUCUGCACUGUUAUUGGCACUGUAUUUUUUUUAUGAAACGCUGGGUCUUGAGCGUUUAUCACUGUAUGAAG